AGAAAUUUGGAAAACUUUCCCAUCACAAAUUGAUACAUCUAAUUCUUCACGAUUUUUUACAUUAGAAACUGCUGAUUCUCAUUUAGAAAUUAUGAUAAAUCUCGAUUGGUUCCAACCAUUCGAUUCAUCAGUAUAUAGUUGUGGCAUCAUAUAUGGUGUUAUAUGUAACCUUUCACGUGAAGUUCAAUUUAAAAAGGAAAAUAUAUUGAUACUUGGACUACUACCAGAUCCCAAAGAGGCAUUAACUGGCUACCAUCAAUGCUGCAAAUGUGCAAAUACAGGAGGUAGAAAACCAAAUUUUGGUGGGUUAGAAGAUAUGGAUAAUUGGUUUCAAGAAUGA
Messenger RNA from Funneliformis geosporum, 340 nucleotides. The record is from the annotation of a GenBank genome assembly. NCBI's taxonomy places the organism in Eukaryota, Fungi, Glomeromycota, Glomeromycetes, Glomerales, Glomeraceae.